CGCUUUGGAUCGGUGUGGUGGCAUUGGCGACGUGUAACGUAUUUUGCGAAGAAAGUGAGACUAGUACGAAAAUUUGGAACAACUGCUUUUCAUUGUAUUUUUGCGGUUGUUCCUGGAAAAAAAGUAAUAGCUGACAGCAGAGAAUCGCACUUUGAAACGAGUUUUGGUUUUCGCCUCCGUCGGUCUGGCAGCAGCCUCGGUCUGUUGUAACGAUGGCAAAUCCUGUCAAGAAAUUUUCCGAGGAGGCCGAGGCGGCCAUAUCUGUACUGAGGGCGCUUGUGUUAUCGAAAAAAGGAGCAUCCACAGUGAAAAGCAUUUUGAGUGAUUUUCGUGAACUGGAAGGAGGCCCUCUUAUGUAUAAAAAGUUUGGGUAUCCUAAUGCCGAUGAAUUUCUGAGGGCCAGCGGCGAAUUUGUCCUCCAAAGCAGAAUGGGAGAGACCGUAAUUUUCGUUAAACCCAGCAAGGAAUCAGCUCAUAUUCUAAAGAUGGUUGCUGCACAGAGAAAUACAAAAACUAGAAAAUCAGGGUUCGCAAUUCAGCGUCAACCGGAGAAGAGAAUGGGAGGGAACAACUGGAAUCCAAGUGCCUAUAACAAAAUGUAUUCUCAGAUGCCUUAUCAGACAAGUUUAUACACACAGAAAAAGUAUCCAUCGCAGCCACAUUACCAAUAUGCGCAACAGCAACAGCCCCGCUUUAAUUUUAAUCCUAACAACCCACUAAAGCAAGUAUUCCAGAAUAGUCCCAACAACAUGAAGUUUGGCAACAAUCGCAACUACAGUACUGUUCAAAACAAUUACACCAACAGUCAGCCAAAGCUAGUAAUACCGGUAAAGGUUGUAGCGCCCCAGUUCCCGCAAAAUGUCGCUCUAAACAAUCAACGGUACGGACUGCCUGAAGCAAACAAUAACAACUCAGCUGCUAAAAAUCUCAACAAAUCUCCGAUCAAGCCCAAGCAACAGACGCCGAUUUCAAACGAUCUCCGACCCAGACUAAAUGAUAAAGCUCUCAGUCCACAGCAAAUGGCAGCACCGCAACAAAGACAGCCAUCUUCUCACGAUCUGAAAAAUCGGCCUAAUCAACUAGAUCAGCAGACGAAUUCCGUUGGCAGACAAAUUCAACAGCGCAAUGAUCUCAACAGUAUGACCCCUUCAAAGCAGGAUGUAAUCGAUUCCAUUCAUCGAAUGGUAUGUGAAGCGGUGGGAAGUCAUCAGAACUACAAUGCUCCCGCUGUCGCUGUCCCUUCAGCUCAUACAUCACCCGUGGCACAGCCUACCCGCAGCGUCAACACUCGACUGCAGAUUACGAAAGUGGCACCUCCAUCACCUGUGCCGGAUCAAGAAACAGUUUCUCGGGCAGCGUACAAUUCAAACGGUGCCCUUCCGACGCGACAGGAGUUCACAUCUCCACCACAACCGUUGAUUCAUCCCCUGCUCAUCACACCACCACCCACCCCCACCGUUCCGUUGCCAACGUUACCCGGUCAGAAAACUUUGCAGGAUCGACUCAAGAUUAACCAACAAGUGGACAGUUCGGAUUUGGAAAAAGUUUCGAAGCUGGUAACGCCACAGUCGCCACCACCGAAGACAACGGAUUCAGACUUUAAAACUCCAGUAUCGCCACUGUUGCCUCCAGUAUCAGCCAUUCCAGCGCGCACGAAAGAGUCCUUCUCGUGGAACCAACUGCAGGCUACGCCCAUUGAAAUGUUAUGCUCGUACGCAAAGCACAAUGGAUUCGACCGGCCCAUAUACAAGUAUUACAAACUGAAGAACAAGCGCGUGCAGUGUCGAGUUACGAUAAACGGAUCGACAUACUCGACCUACCCGAACGAUUAUGCCAACGAGUUCGAGGGACAGUUUGCUGCCGCACAGAAUGCCAUCGAGAGCAUCAAACGUGACGAGGAACGCAACAACUACUCGGUCUGUCUGAAUUCGGACUUUGAGAUCGCCAGCAAGAUAUUCGAUCUGUUGCUUUCCUGUCCGCAUGGAAUGUUUAGCCGAAACAUACCGGAUGCGUUCAGAAAUGCCCAUCAGGCCCUACUGCCGGAUCACUGGGAAACGAUCAUACUCUCCCAUGCACACAUGUUUUCGAAAGAGGAAGCCCAGGGCAAUACGAUUAUGUUCGCUAACAUUCGGGAGGAUAACGGUUCCAACGGAUCCGUCGUGUCCAAUACUAGCGAAGCCAAGUUCAUGUUGACCAACGUGCUUGUCCUGCCUUGGGAGGAAAAAUACUGGAACCUUUUUAUUACGAAUCCUGCUUCAACGGUCGAGAUUUGGGCACGCCUGGUUGGUCAACAGUACAGUGACGCCAUGGAUGCGCUGAUUACCGAUAUUGAACUGUCCAUGAUGGAUGAAAGCAAACCGAAAGCGAAGACGAUAACCGUUGGGGAAUAUUAUCUGGUGUUUACGAAUGACUGCUGGUUCCGUGUUCGAGCUGAGGAACUGGAUUUCGAAAAUAACAUUUGUGUCUGCUUUUACGUCGAUCUCGGUGAAUGGGAGAGAGUAUCGAUGGAUAAGAUUUACCCGUGCGAUGCAAAGUAUCUCAAACUUCCGGCACAGUCUGUCUGCUUUACACUGUCUGGUCUAGAAGAUUUCGGAGACAAUCCAAAGGCAAAGCCGCAUAUCGAUAAUCUCAUCUGUGGAAAGGUUUGCAUCGCCGAGGUACUAACCAAGCAGGACGAGUACGAAAAGGAAAGCGCUACCGGGGACGCUCGGAUUCAGAUCAUUCUGUACGAUACUUCGUCGGAAGAGGAUGUCAAUAUGAACUCGAUUAUACUCAAGCAGGUGUGCGAGGACACACCGGUACCGGAGCUGAAUCGAAAAAGUUGGAAUUCAGUAGUUAUAACGUUCGUGAAUGAGGUGGGCGAUCUGUACUGUCAGUUAAAGGAUGCGGCCAUGGUUUACAUACAAAAACUUAUCACCAACCUCGUUCUGUCCAAAGCAUUAGAAGGCAAACAUUGUGGUCUGUACAAAUCAAAGUCUGCUGCAGGACAGCAGCUGUAUUUGGUGCAGGAUAGUAAGGACAUGAAAUGGUACCGUGCAUCUUUGUUAGCCGAAGAGUCCGGUUCGAUCUGCAGAAUGUUGUUUGUUGACACGGGCGUCAAAAAGUCCGUUAAUGUGUCGAACGUCUACCAGCUGGAAACUCUGAGUGUUGCUCUGAGUCGUUAUCCACCGCAGGCCAUUCGGAUGAAGAUGUUUGAUAUUCCAGAAAUUAAUGACCUUCUACUAAGUCGGCUCCGAGCACUAUUGAAACCAGGACUAACGGCAAUGGUUAAGGUGGUUGCCUAUUCAACAAUUCCACUGGUAAAAGUGUACAUGCAUGCAGAACCGAACAACCUCUUGGUUUGCAUAAACGAGAGUAUUCGUACGGAGAUCGAACUGGAGAUGAAUUCGGAAGUGAUUAGCGAUCCGCGUUUCACCGCAAACGAAAGUAGUUGUUCUUCAUCAGUGAGUUCCGCUAAAUUGAACAUGAGUUUUACUUCAGACUAUUCGAUUACGAGCCAGGAAGCGACCGAUCUAUCCCGACACUUCAGUGAGUUAAACAUUGAGCAGCCGAAAGUGAGCAGCAGUCCAAUCCCGUCGCAGGUGGUGCCGAAGUUGGCGAAAUACAAACUGCCAGCCGUUGGUGAACUGUUCAACGUGUACGUCACGAUUGCAUCGAGCCCGAACUAUUUCAUCGUUCAGCCGCAUAGCGAUGCCUUGAAGCUGCAAAGGCUGAUGGUGGAUCUGCAAAAGUACUGUAUGAGUGAAGCACUAACCGUUCCGAAGGACAGCGUCCGGCAGGGGGAAGCGUAUGCCGGACUGAAUAGCGACGAUGGACAUUGGUACAGGGUCUUGGUGGUGAACAUCCUUUGCGGGCCAUCGUUGAUUCAUGUUUAUUUCUGCGAUUUCGGUCAGAUCCGAAUCAUGGACAACGAUUUGCUUCGAAUUCUGCCACAGGAACUGCGCGAGCUUCCCCAGCAAGCAGUGAAGGCUAAAUUGUAUGGAGUCCAACCGAUUAAUGGUGACUGGACUACUCACGAUGCGGUUCGCUUCCAACAGCUCACGGUUGAAAAACUGUUCGCCAGCCAGAUACGCAGCAUUCAGGCUGACGAGUUCAAUCCGAAUGACGAUAUAGUUGAGCUGACGUUAACUGACGUUUCCACCGACGAGGAUACCAUCAUUCAUCAGGUGCUGGUCAGCGAGAAGAGAGCCGUGUACACCGAUAAGUAAGUUAAGCAAUAAAAACGGUGAAGUUAUUCUAAUCACCUUCGACGAUUAUGCGAUACGUUGCACUUGCUAGCUUAAGUGACAAUCGAUAAUGCACCAUCAGAAAUGGUUUAAACACUACAUUUCUAUACUGCGUGGUUUGCUAAACAAGUUGAAAUGAGUAGACUGAAUUCGAACGAUAGCGAUAUCGACAAUUAUCGCUGCCUGUUACCUUAACACUAGGUAGACGAAUGAAACUUUUAUGAGAUUUUUAUCCUAUUAACUCUAUAUAUAAAAUAUAACCAAAGCUUAUGAAGCGAAUUGCUUGGAUUGAAACAAUUGAAUAUUCAUGAAAGCAAUGAACAAAAUCCAUUCCAUUAGAUUAUAUAUCCCGAACGAUUUCUAACCAACCUUACCGAUAGAAACAAUUAUGUAUAGCUAGAAAGACUAAUUCACUACACUCGAUUGCCAAACUAUUGUCUAGAUAAAUGUCGAUGGAAAAACGAUAACAAUUAAUAUGUACCUAAUCACUGUAGAAGCAUAAUCUGGAAACUGAAUGUGAUUAAUCGAUGAUAAUAGAAAAAGAAAACUAGGUUAAAAGACUGCGGAACGUCGAAUACAGUAUAUGUACUGCAGUAAAACAAGUGCUCUUACGGGUGUUGGUGAGUCAAACGCAAUAAAGGGGCUUAAUAGAGUAUAAGCUCUACAUCGAUAUAUUUAUUUAUCUGUACUAGUACGCCCUUUUCCUAGUUUGUUAUUUAUUCACGCUGUCUUAUAUUUAUUUUUAAUAUUACUAAGAAUGAAGAGUUUUUUUUUAAAUAUUUACAUUUUUGUCCCUGCCAGUGCACUACACCCUCUUUUCUUGAACUCAAAAGAUUAGUGUUUUGUGAAGGAUCGUUUUAUUUAUUGGGGCUUUUUAUCGAAACGUGAUACAGUUCAUCGCCAAUAUUAUUGGAUUAUAGUAUAAAAUAUAAAAAAAAAUAUAUUUAUUCAACGGCAGAUGUGCCGUUUUAUAUAGCUAUUUUUCAUGUUGUUGAACAAAUUUAUACAGAUCUUAUCGAAACGAAUAAUUCGAAAAUACAUCUUACUACAGUGUGUUUUUGAAAACAUUAUAAUCAAUAUUUUUGCAUGGUUAUAUCCACUGAAACGGAAUAAAAAGAAUAGCGCGCCAUUGCGCUACUGUUAAAAA
Molecule: messenger RNA, 5373 nt
Organism: Topomyia yanbarensis
Lineage: Eukaryota; Metazoa; Arthropoda; Insecta; Diptera; Culicidae
Gene: tapas
Product: tudor domain-containing protein 7A
Exons: 9
Coding region: 213-4208 (1331 amino acids)
Biological process (GO): spermatogenesis
Source: RefSeq, a predicted model, not a curated record